AUGCUUAGAAACUUGACUAGAACAAAACAAUCUGUCUUAAGACUAUCAACUCGUUCAUUAGCAACAACUUCAAUCCCAACAACUCAAAAAGCCAUUAUAUUUGAUAAAAAUAAUGGUCCUUUAGAAUAUAAGGAUAUCCCAGUUCCAAAACCAAAACCAAAUGAAAUUUUAAUAAAUGUUAAAUAUUCAGGUGUUUGUCAUACUGAUUUACACGCAUGGAAGGGGGAUUGGCCAUUACCAACAAAAUUACCAUUAGUUGGAGGUCAUGAAGGUGCUGGUGUAGUUGUCGCCCUGGGUGAUGAAGUUAAAAAUUUUAAAAUUGGUGAUUUAGCUGGUAUAAAAUGGUUAAAUGGUUCAUGUCAAUCAUGUGAAUAUUGUGUAAAUGGAUUUGAAUCAAAUUGUGCCCAAGCUGAUUUAUCAGGUUAUACUCAUGAUGGUUCUUUCCAACAAUAUGCAACUGCUGAUGCUGUUCAAGCUGCUAAAAUCCCACAAGGUACCGAUUUAGCUGGUGUUUCACCAAUCUUAUGUGCUGGUAUCACGGUUUAUAAAGCUUUAAAAACUGCUCAUUUGAAAGCUGGUGAUAUUGUUGCCAUUUCAGGUGCUGGUGGUGGUCUUGGUUCUUUAGCGGUUCAAUAUGCAAAAGCUAUGGGUUAUAGAGUCCUUGCAAUUGAUGGUGGUAAAGAAAAAGGUGAACUAGUUAAAUCUUUAGGUGCUGAAUUUUAUGUUGAUUAUCAAUCAUCACCAGAUUUAAUUGAAGAAAUUCAAUCAAAAACUAAAGGUGGUCCUCAUGGUGUUAUUAAUGUUUCUGUUUCAGAUAAAGCUAUAUCUCAAUCAACAAAAUUUGUAAGAUCAACAGGUUCAGUUGUCCUUGUUGGAUUACCACCAAAUGCUGUUGUUCAUUCAGAUGUUUUCAAUCAUGUUAUUAAGUCAAUUUCUAUUAAAGGAUCUUAUGUUGGUAAUAGAGCUGAUACAAGAGAAGCUAUUGAAUUUUUCACUAGAGGUUUAGUUAAAAGUCCUAUUAAAGUUGUUGGAUUAAGUGAAUUACCUGGGGUUUAUGAAUUGAUGGAACAAGGUAAGAUUUUAGGUCGUUAUGUUGUUGAUACUAGUAAAUAA
This is a messenger RNA of Hansenula ciferrii, 1113 nucleotides long. RefSeq names its product zinc-dependent alcohol dehydrogenase (gene ADH6). The record is from RefSeq and is a predicted model, not a curated record. Gene Ontology annotation, molecular function: oxidoreductase activity; zinc ion binding. The coding region runs from base 1 to 1113 and encodes 370 amino acids. Lineage: Eukaryota; Fungi; Ascomycota; Saccharomycetes; Phaffomycetales; Wickerhamomycetaceae. The transcript has a single exon.